UCCAAAUUUAUCUGCUGAACGCCGGUUUCUUCUCACGCAGACAUGAGUUGUCACUGAGCUGUAAGGAUCUGAGAUAGACGUUUGUGGAAACUAUAACUUACACUAAUUUUCAAAAAGCCUGUCUUACUGAAACAUACUUGGAUUACGUUAUGUGCAAUAUGACUUUGGAAGAACUAAGUGGAGAUCAAACUACAGAAAGCAUGGAUACAGUGGGGAAAGCCCUUGAAGAAGUUAUUAGCUCUGCAUUACCUCAAGGAUGCAUAACUGUUGGAGUCUACGAGGCGGCAAAGUCACUCAACGUUGAUCCAGACAAUGUGGUUUUAUGUUUGCUGGCUACAGACGAAGAGGAUUCCCAGGACGUUGCUCUGCAAAUCCAUUUCACCUUAAUUCAGGCAUUCUGCUGUGAAAAUGACAUUAACAUCUUAAGGGUGAACAACAUGAGGUGUCUGGCAGAGCUCGUUGGUGGAGUGAAGCAAGGAGGGGAGCCCAUGGACCUCCACUGUGUUUUAGUCACUAAUCCACACGGAUCUACAUGGAAAGAUCCAGCUCUGAGCAAAGUGAACGGAUUCUGCAAAGAGAGCCGCUGUUUGGACCAGUGGGUGCCGGUGAUUAACCUUCCAGAAAGAUGAUGCGAAGGGGAAACAAAGACUUUUUCAAUGAAUCGCACUGGAUUUGCAGAAUUCUCAGAAGAAACCCCCCCCCAAGCUGAUGCAAAACAUUUUACAAAGUGACCAGGAGGGGGUGGAGUUCAGUUCAACUACAGGAAUGGAUGCUCUUCCCAGUGAAGAGUGGUGACCUGGCAGUUUGGGCACCGCUGGGACGGGUGGGGGACCUAAUCAGCAUUUACUGGAAAGAGAUUUGACAUGUGUGAUCUGGUUAACAGCAGGAUUGAUGCAGUAGCGGUGACUGUGGUUUGGGACUGAUUUAAGGAGAUGUGAUGGACUCAAGGAUUUUAUAUAUAUAUAUAU
This is a messenger RNA of Acipenser ruthenus (sterlet), 968 nucleotides long. RefSeq names its product growth arrest and DNA damage-inducible protein GADD45 alpha-like. Bases 150 to 629 code for a protein of 159 amino acids. NCBI's taxonomy places the organism in Eukaryota, Metazoa, Chordata, Actinopteri, Acipenseriformes, Acipenseridae. The transcript is spliced from 4 exons. Gene Ontology annotation, cellular component: nucleus; cytoplasm. Gene Ontology annotation, biological process: regulation of cell cycle. The record is from RefSeq and is a predicted model, not a curated record.